Molecule: messenger RNA, 1665 nt
Organism: Zygosaccharomyces rouxii
Lineage: Eukaryota; Fungi; Ascomycota; Saccharomycetes; Saccharomycetales; Saccharomycetaceae
Exons: 1
Coding region: 1-1665 (554 amino acids)
Biological process (GO): lactate metabolic process
Molecular function (GO): heme binding; L-lactate dehydrogenase (cytochrome) activity
Source: RefSeq, a predicted model, not a curated record
AUGUUUUGCAAAAAAGUUUUGCGUGAUAGGAGAUUACGGGGUAUUCUUGAUACGGUGAAACACAAGAAGAUUUCUCCAGUUCAAUCGAGAAGCCUCUCUUUAGCAAGAAAACUUAGUACUCAGACCAGAUCCAAAAAUAUUCUUAAAAGUUCUUCUCUUCUGGCCGGUGGAUCUGUACUUGCUGCACUGUUAAGUUUAUCUGCUCUGGAUUUUUCUGAUGGUGACAUUCCGGUUAAAGAGGUCAUGUUACACAAUAAUGUCAAUGACUGCUGGAUUGUUCUGAAUGGAGAGAUUUACGAUGUGACAUCUUUCAUUGGGAAGCAUCCUGGUGGUGCAGCUAGAUUGUUGGAAGUUGCUGGUAGAGAUGCUACCGCGAAAUUUCUGCAAGUGCAUUCACAGGAAGUUUUGGACAGAAUGAAGAAUCAUCUAAUUUACAUUGGUAAAUUAAAGGGUAGAUUUGAGCUCGUCGUUUCUGAAGAAGAAUUGAGAAUCGAAGAAAUGAAGGCUAAGAUCCCACCAAUAGAAAGAAUCUUUAAUCUUUCAGAUUUUGAAGCAAUUGCCAAACAAGUUCUCCCUAAAAGCACCUUCACCUUUUAUGCUACUGGUUCCUCUGAUGAAUUUACUUUGAGAGAAAAUCACUACGCCUAUAGCAGAAUUUUCUUUAAGCCAAGGAUUUUGCAGGACAUUGAUCCGAGUGAAGUCGAUUGCAGUACCACCUUAUUAGGUGCAAAAGUGGAUGCUCCUUUCUACAUCAGUGGAUUUGCAGGUUCAAAAUUAGCUCAUCCACUGGGUGAAAGAAACUUACAAAUUGCUGCUUACAACGCCAACGUGAUGGAAAUGGUUCCAAAACAAAACUCUUAUGGCCCAGAGGAAUUUUACUCAACAGUUCCCGAUGAUCAAAGCCAAUGGAUGCAAUAUCAUUUCUCAACUCCUGAAGAGGUUUUAAACUUUGACAAAGUUGUCAGAGAAGCCGAAAGCCGUCCUAGCGUGAAAGGCAUUUUCUUUAACGUUGAUCUUGCUGACAUCGGUAACAGAGAAAAGGAUUCAAGACGAAGAGUUAUGGACGCGGAUAAUAUAUCUGACUUGAAUGCUAUCGUUAAUAAUAGAAUGGGCAAUCACCCUAAAUUUAGCUGGAAAGACGUGGAAAAAAUCGUUUCUAGCACAAACUUACCAAUAGCUCUCAAAGGUGUUCAAAGAGGCGAAGAUGUCGUUAUGGCAGCUAAAAAAGGUGUUAAAGCCGUAGUUUUAUCAAAUCAUGGUGGUAGACAACUCGAUUUCUCCAGACCACCAUUAGAAGUGUUAGCAGAAGCUAAUGAAAUGUUGAAAAAGCAAAAUAUGCAAGGCGAUAUUGAAAUUUAUCUGGAUGGUGGUGUCCGUAGGGGUUCCGAUAUUGUUAAGGCCCUAUGUUUAGGAGCAAAAGGUGUUGGAUUAGGGAGACCAUUUCUUUAUGCCAUGGCAGGCUACGGUGAAGAAGGUGUUGAUCAUCUAAUAACCAUUUUAAAGGAAGAGAUUAAAAACAAUAUGAGACUCUUGGGUGUGACGAAGAUAGAAGAGUUAAACGAAAGUUUUGUCGACUACAAUAGUUUGAAGUUCCGCGUACCAAAGGCUAAUGACUCGUUAUAUGACAAUGCAUAUAUGCCAUUAACUUUUCCUGAAUUUAAAUAG